This is a messenger RNA of Helicoverpa armigera (cotton bollworm), 2276 nucleotides long. RefSeq names its product SUMO-activating enzyme subunit 2 (gene Uba2). Gene Ontology annotation, cellular component: SUMO activating enzyme complex; cytoplasm. Gene Ontology annotation, biological process: protein sumoylation. The record is from RefSeq and is a predicted model, not a curated record. The transcript is spliced from 7 exons. Gene Ontology annotation, molecular function: SUMO activating enzyme activity. NCBI's taxonomy places the organism in Eukaryota, Metazoa, Arthropoda, Insecta, Lepidoptera, Noctuidae. The coding region runs from base 119 to 1948 and encodes 609 amino acids.
UUUGACAGUUGACUAAUGAAUCCUCGCUACGCUAGCGUUUACGUUGUUUCAUUGAAAAUAAAACUGCAAAUAAUUGCUUAAAUUCCUAUUAGUAGACUUAAUAUUUAUCAAAUUCAAGAUGGUAGCGCGGGUGGCUGGAGUAUUUGAUGAAAAGUUGACGGAAGCCAUCGCUAAUUCUAAGAUUUUGGUCGUGGGGGCCGGCGGUAUAGGUUGUGAAAUAUUGAAGAAUCUCGUUCUUACCGGCUUCCCCAACAUUGAAAUUAUCGACCUUGAUACCAUCGACGUAAGCAAUUUGAAUCGUCAGUUUCUGUUUCACAAAGAGCACGUUGGGAAGUCAAAGGCUCAGGUUGCGAAGGACAGCGCGUUGAGCUUCAACCCCAAUGUGAAUAUCGUAGCUCAUCACGACAGCGUCAUCAGCAACGACUAUGGCGUGAGCUACUUCAAGCAGUUCCAAAUUGUGCUAAAUGCGCUGGACAACCGUGUGGCACGUAACCAUGUCAACAGAAUGUGUCUCGCUGCCAAUGUGCCACUCAUUGAGACUGGUACCGCUGGCUAUGCUGGACAGGUGGAACUCAUCAAAAAAGGCUUAACACAAUGCUACGAAUGCCAGCCCAAAGCCCCACAAAAGACAUUCCCUGGCUGCACAAUUCGUAACACACCAUCGGAACCCAUCCACUGCAUCGUAUGGGCCAAGCAUCUCUUCAACCAGUUAUUCGGAGAGGAGGACCCUGACCAGGAUGUAAGUCCGGACACCGCAGACCCCGAGGCUGCCGGAGAAGCUGGUGCAUCUGCUUUAUCUUCAGAAGGAAAUACUUCCGGGAACGUUGAACGUAAGAGCACCCGUGCUUGGGCUGCGGAAACAAACUAUGAACCGGAGAAGCUGUUUAGCAAGUUGUUCGGAGAUGAUAUACGUUACUUGCUGUCGAUGGAGAAUCUUUGGAAGAAGCGUAGGCCUCCUACUCCCUUGGUUUGGAACAACUUGCCCGGGAAAGAUAAUGCUCCAGCACAGCAUUCGGGGUUGCCAGACCAAAGGGUUUGGUCUGUUCAUGAAUGUGGACAGGUGUUUGCCUCGAGUUGCAACGCCCUACAAGCAGACCUGAAGGGCCGGUCGGAAGGCGACCACCUCGUGUGGGACAAGGAUGACAAGAGCGCGAUGGACUUUGUCACCGCAUGCGCUAAUAUUCGAGCACACAUCUUCAAUAUACCACUCAAGUCUAGGUUUGAGAUUAAGUCGAUGGCCGGCAACAUAAUCCCCGCCAUAGCGACGGCCAACGCGAUAGUGGCCGGGCUGGCGGUGCUGCGGGCGCAGGCCGUGCUUCGCGGCGACAUCCAAGCCUGCACCUCCGUCUACCUGCGGCCCAAGGUCAACCAUCGCGGACAGUUGUUUGUGCCAGAGAAGACUCUGACCCCACCAAAUCCAAAAUGCUACGUAUGCGCGCCCAAACCAGAAGUAGGUCUCGCCUGCAACCUCAAGCAGCUCACGCUCAAAGAUCUCACCGCCGCCUUCAAGGAGGGGCUCAACAUGCAGGCGCCUGACGCCACUGUCGAGGGCAAAGGCCUAGUAGUACUGUCCUCAGAACCCGGUGAAACUGACCACAACAACGACAAAACACUAGAGGAAAUCGGCCUCAAUGACGGCUGCGCUCUGUUGGUCGACGACUUCCUACAAAACUACGAAGUCAGGGUCAGAUUACAGCAGGAAGAUGAAGAGAAGUCCUGGCGCCUCGUCACAGACACUGACGCUCCCAUGCCCGCUCCUAAAGAGGAAGAGAAGGCAGCCAAUGGCUCCAACGGCAGUGAUCCUAAACCCGGACCGUCAACUUCAAGGGCUCGAGAAGACAGCGACAGCGAUAUGGAGAUCAUCGAGGAAGAUGAUGACGAGCCCACAGUGAAACCCCCAAAGCGUAGGCGCACGGAGAUGACCGAUGAAAUCGUCAAUCUCUGUUAACGUAGCAUUUUCAAAUUUCGAGUAAUGCGCAUACGACUGUUUAUAAUAAUUUAAGUCGCAAAUGUUACAUUUUUCUACUACAUACAUAUGCGUAAAUGUUAAAUACAAGUUUUUAUAGAAAUAUUACGGCAUUUUGCCGGUUUAAAUAGCAAUAUUAUAUUGAGACAUGUUCACACGUUAUAUUGGAUCAAAUAGUCAAAAUGUUCGAGAUUGCGCAACAUAGUAUUUAAACUCGAAGAGAGGAAUAAUUGUAAGAACAAUUCUUUAUAAUAUAAGAGUUAUGUAACUUUUCUAGUACUCUGUCUCAUUAAAUUAAUUUAGAUAACAA